AAUUACAUGACAAAAAACAUUUUCUCUUGAGUCACUAUUCGAAAAUUUACACAAUUAUUUCCAUUUAACUAUGUAAACUUUAAUUAGUAGUUUCAUUGUAUAAAUUCUAUAAUUCAAUAUUUAAUUAACCGUUUUAAACUUAAAUGAAUGGAUUUCUUGGAUUCCAUUGAAUUAAAAUCAAAAGAUAGAAAAUCAAAGCGUGUUCGAUCGUGGUACCUUUACGAGCAAUUCAAAUCCCUCGAGAGAAACCAGCUGGACGCCGCUCAGAAGCUGAAGAACAAGUCGUACCAAGACAGGAUCUUGCGGCAAGAACUGAGCGAGCGGAGGGAGCGGCGCAAGCUAUACGACCAGUACGGCGUUUGCCACAGCGAGUCUCGUAUCACGAAGAGCGCAAGCGAGGGCAACAAGACGUCUCUCAGCGCUAGCACUGAUGAUUUCUUUGAAACUUUUUGCGAACUGCAAGAAGAUGAGAGAUCAAGCGAAGCUGAACACGAGACAGACACAGAAGACGUUUACAGCCAAGACGACUCGCAGACUGGAAAGCGCUACCUCGACGAGUUCAAGAGCUUAGAAAACAUUAAAGACGAUCAGAGCUUCACGGAUAGCGUUAAUAGCGUCGUCCAAAAUUACAAGUGCUGCGAGAACUUCACGGAAGAUCUGAGAGAGGAGCUCGAGCUGGUCAAGAAGAGCAUCGCUGAGGAAAUCACUCAGCAGUUUGAAACGGUAAAGGAAAACAUAGAAUGUCUUGAGAAGUACUCUAAAUUGUGCAGUGAGGAUAAGAUAUCUGACGCCGAGAGUUCAGAGUCUGUCGAUGCUUGCGCGUGCGACUUGAAUAAAUCGCUGCGCCACAAUCGGGAAAGCGAUAUAAAUCUGUACAAUAUAUGGUCUAAAUUGGUUUCGUUUGCGUAUCAAGUCAUUCAACUGAAUCACGGUAACUGUUACUACGACUACAGUUCACAAUUCCUAACUGCUGUGUUGGCCUGUGACGUGAUACGAAGAGGCGUCAGUAGAAUGUGUCAUAUUUUGCAGCCCUACGUUUCACCAAUAAAGUUUGCUACUGAUGAGUCUGACGCCUCAACUGUCAGUCACAAAAAGAAAUCUAGUAAAAACGUCUCAAAUUCAAAAAAAUCAAGGAAACCUACCCAAACUCAGAAACGUACGAAAUGCCAGAGGAGUUACAAAACGCGUUCCUACAAUAAAUAUUUCUCAGAUGAUUAUUGGCGUAAUUUGUCAAAACACAGUUUUGGAUUUAGGAGAAGAGUGGCAAACAGGGCGACCGAGCCCUGGCGAAGUAUUGCUAAAUUCCCUUCUUGUAGAAGCUGCGAGCUCAGCGAGAAAUCCUCUUGCAGCAUUUGGCCAUCGUUUUCGAGAACUAAUUUGUCUGAUGAAUGUGCCUGCCAUUUGAAAGUGGCAAACCCUAUGUUGAAAAUUGGCCAGUACAUAGAUAAAUUACUAAAUGACAUCGACGAUUGUAAACGCUUGUGA
Molecule: messenger RNA, 1485 nt
Organism: Ostrinia nubilalis (European corn borer)
Lineage: Eukaryota; Metazoa; Arthropoda; Insecta; Lepidoptera; Crambidae
Exons: 5
Coding region: 148-1485 (445 amino acids)
Source: RefSeq, a predicted model, not a curated record